This is a messenger RNA of Rhineura floridana, 746 nucleotides long. RefSeq lists its product as uncharacterized. The transcript is spliced from 3 exons. The record is from RefSeq and is a predicted model, not a curated record. Lineage: Eukaryota; Metazoa; Chordata; Lepidosauria; Squamata; Rhineuridae. The coding region runs from base 1 to 510 and encodes 169 amino acids.
AUGCCAGAUGGCGCAACUGCGCAGGCACUGAGCUGCGGCAGCACCGCGCAGGCGCCAGAUUCAGGAACACCAAGAGGGUCAGCAGUGCGUCGGACAGCACUCCCAGCGCAGCAGCAGUGUCCUUCAGGGUUUCCAGCAGGGGCUGGAGGCUUGAACUCUGGCAAAGUAGGAUAUAAUAUGCAGAUCACCAAAAGUCCUGAUUGUUCUCCUUCCUUGACCUUGACACAGGUGAUCAUCUUGAACCAUCCAGGCCAGCUCUCGGCAGGCUACACCCCAGUGCUGGAUUGCCACACAGCCCAUAUCUCCAGUAAGUUUGCUGAGCUGAGGGAGAAGAUUGAUCGCAGGUCUGGCAAGAAGCUGGAGGAUGACCCCAAAGCUCUGAAAUCUGGAGAUGCAGCCAUUGUCCAGAUGAUCCCUGGCAAGCCCAUGUGUGUGGAGAGCUUCUCUGAAUAUCCCCCUCCCUCUUGGAAUGACAGAGCAAAUACAACUGAAACCAAUGAAACUGGAUAAGCAUCCGUAUGUUAGUAUUUCUAAUCAACAUGUAUUAUUGAUGACUAAGAUUUAUUAAUAUGUUUACAGACUUCAUGUGCUUUGCUUCAAGCGGUAAUUGAGUAUGUCCUUACACACACUGCAUAUUACAUAUACGCCGUUGGUUCAUUUUACAAUCUCUGUUUCUGCUAUGCUAUUGUAUCUUUACUAUUAUUCCAAGAAAGUAUUUAAGUGGAGAUGCAUGGAGAAUUGUGGAU